This is a messenger RNA of Entelurus aequoreus (snake pipefish), 3001 nucleotides long. RefSeq names its product gastrula zinc finger protein XlCGF57.1-like. The record is from RefSeq and is a predicted model, not a curated record. NCBI's taxonomy places the organism in Eukaryota, Metazoa, Chordata, Actinopteri, Syngnathiformes, Syngnathidae. Gene Ontology annotation, cellular component: nucleus. The transcript is spliced from 3 exons. Gene Ontology annotation, molecular function: RNA polymerase II cis-regulatory region sequence-specific DNA binding; DNA-binding transcription activator activity, RNA polymerase II-specific. Gene Ontology annotation, biological process: regulation of transcription by RNA polymerase II. Bases 376 to 2154 code for a protein of 592 amino acids.
GCCAACAAGCUAAGCUAACUAGCAAUCUAAGCUAAAACGAUGUACCGCUAAUGUAUCCAAAUACAAUGACUAACGACGUGUACUGCAUUCAAACGACAUAUAAGUGUACAUGUGCGUUCCGAUUAAGAUCAAUAUAAUAUAAUAACCACAGCAACGCCUUUUGGGUCAAACGCCAUCUUGUUUAUAUUCGUCCUGUUCUCAACCGCGGAACAAUUGUGCGCGGAACACGUGUUUCCCGGGGACAAUAGUGAAUGGUGCACACUUGCUCCGCCAAGCCACAGAACAAUACGUCACAUUUAAGAGUUGCUGGUGUCGCAAUUGGAAUAAUAUAUUUGACUCCACUUUAGUGCAAGCAGCUAAUGAGACGUCCAACAGAUGAACGGUCGUCAAGAAGAAGGUGCCCCUCAGCAGCAGGGGGUGAGUUCCUCUUCGAGGCAGGAGGAUCCACAGCUCCCCCACAUUAAAAAAGAAGAGGAGGAUCUCUGGGUUACUCAGGCAGGAGAGUGUCCUGUAGGGCAGGAGGAGGCUGAUCUCACCAAGUUUCCACUGACUGUUGUCUCUGUGAAGACUGAAGACCAUGAAGACAAACCACCUGAGUCCUCACAGCGUCAUCACAGUCCAAACGUCAGGGAAGAACAUCCUUUCCCUGAUCAACAGGAGUGGAGCGCCAUUAAAGAGGAAAGCGAGGCGCAACAGACCCCUCACUUCAAAAAGGAAGAGGAGGACCCACUGACCCUCCGUGUUAAAGAUGAAGAGGAGGCGCCACAGCCCCGUCAAAUCAAAGUGGAAGAGGAGGAACACAGCAUCAGUCAGGAGGGAGAGCAUCUUGAAGGACUGGAGGAGUUCCCAGUGACUGGUGUCCCUGUGAAGAGUGAAGAUGAUGAGGUCAAAGGUGAAAGUGAGGAGAAGAGAGAGGCGGAGCCUCCAAGCAGCAGCUCAACUCAACACAUGACAACAGAAGCUGAUGGAGACCACUGUGGAGGAUCACAAGCAGACAAGCUCUUAGCUCCACUAUCAGAUAGUGAGGACACAACGUCACACUCUCCUGACACUGAUGAUGAAGACUCUAAAGAUGAUAAGACAUGUCACACUGACAACACACACUUCACAUGUUCUCACUGCGACAAAACCUUUAAACGCCCACGUUGUCUUAAAACACACGAGAGAAGACACACACUGGAUGUAAAACCUUUUUCCUGCUCAGGGUGUGGAAAAUGUUUUUCACGGAAAAAUGGUUUGAAAGAACACAUGAAAAUACACACUGGAGAAAAACAUUUUUCCUGCCCAGUAUGCGGUGAAUGUUUUGUGUUGAGUCAAAAUCUGAACAAACACAUGAGAACACACACUGGAAAAAAACCGUUUUCCUGCUCAGAAUGUGGAAAAUGUUUCUCCAGAAGAAAUGGUUUGAAACAACACAUGCAUAUCCACACCGGAGAAAAACUUUUUUCCUGCUCAGUAUGCAGUAAAUGUUUUGUGUCAAGUCAAAAUUUGAAAAGACACAAAAGAUUACACACUGGAGAAAAUGAUGAUGAAGACUCGACGGCUGCUAAUACGUGUCACACUGGCAACACACACUUGAAAUGUUCUCAGUGUGACAAAAAUUUUAAGUACCAUUGUCAUUUGAAAGUACACAUGAGAAUACACACCGGAGAAAAACCUUUCCCUUGUUCAAUCUGUGGACAAUGUUUUACACGACGACAGUCUUUGAAAAAACACAUAAGAUUACACACCGGAGAAAAACCUUUUACCUGCUCAAUGUGUGGUAAAGGUUUAAACCAAAAAAGUGAUUUGGAAAGACACAUGAGAUUACACACCGGAGAAAAACCUUUUUCCUGCUCAAUCUGCGGCAAAGGGUUCGCUGUAAAGCACAAUUUGAAAACACACAUGAGAGUACACACUGGAGAAAAACCUUUUUCCUGCCCAGAAUGUGGUAACGGUUUUGCACAAAAAUCAUAUUUGAAAGAACACAUGAGGACGCACACUGGAGAAAAAACGUUUUCCUGCUUAGAAUGUGGUAGAGCUUUUGGACGACAAAUUGUGCUGAAAGAACACAUGAAAAUACACGCUAGGGAAAAACCUUUUUCUUGUUCAAGCUGUGGUAAAGAUUUUGUUCAAAGACAAACUUUAAAAAGACACAUUAGAACACACAGGUGAGAAAGUGUUGAGUUGCAGUGUGUGCGGUGAAAGAUUGUCUUCUAAGUAGCAGUGUAAGAAACACAAGUGUGCUGGUGAGAACAGCAGCAGCAAAUGAAGAUGCAGGAUUUGAAAUAAAUUGUCAAAACUCUAACUUUGACUUUCUAACAACAUUAGCACAUAUAACAUGUGACAUCAUUGUUGUGUGUGUAACACGAUCUUGUUGAUAUACUUGUAACAUGUAAUAAUACGAUGUUAUAUUAAUGCUUUUUUUCAGUCAAGUACAUGCAGUAAUAAACAACAUUGUGUUCUUUGAUUUGAAAAUGAACAGAACAAUUUGACUGAAAAGGUGAGGGUAAAUGGUACAAAAUAUGUUACAUACAUUAAAUUUUAUGUAUAAAUAGAUAUUCAUAAUUCACUUUUAUACUCAUUCAUAGUGUUUAUAGGUUUGUGUAAUGAUGAAGUGUUUUCAUAUCUAACUGUAGAUGAUUCCAUAGAUGAACUCCUUUAUAUGAUAUACAUAUUUGUUUUACAUUUGUUCAUACCUUUGCUUUUGAGUACACAUAAAUCCCUCUUAGUUCAUAUUUACUGGUUCACAUCUGAAACAUCUUCUGGACCACUUCUGGAAGCAUAUUAUUAUUUACUUUAUACAUCAUUUGAGCAGUUGUGUUUUAUACAAGAUCAUUUACUUUUAAAAUGUGUGACUUUAUGCAUCAUUUGUUGGGUCUCUUUAAUCCAUUCUAUUAAAUAUCUGUGUUACUCUCUUUUGUAAUAUCAAUAUUGUUUUGUGAGUGUUUUAUAUAUAUGUCCCCAUAUCUUUAUGCAAUAAGCAAAACAAAAAAAGUUACAAUAAACGUAGUUAAUAUUU